AUGACCAACGACACCGUCCUGCUGCCGGAAGACUAUGAGAUCAACAAAUCCGAGCAGCUCAGCCCCCUGGCGCUGGUCCUCCACAACCACAGCGCGUUCCCGCCGCUGAACCUGCAGUCCAGCUCCCUGGUCACCUCGGCCACUAUGUUCGCGGUGGGGGUCCUGGGGAACGUCAUAGCCAUCGUGGUGUUGUGCAUCUCCAAGAAAGAGCAGAAGGAGACCAUCUUCUACACGCUGGUGUGCGGCAUGGCCGUCACCGACCUGCUGGGGACGUGCUUCACCAGCCCGGUGGUGAUCGCCACCUACGUAGCCGGACGGUGGCCGGGCGGGGUCCUGCUGUGCGACUACUUCUCCUUCUCCAUGCUGUUCUUCGGCUCGGCCGGGAUGUCCAUCAUGUGCGCCAUGGCCGUGGAGCGCUACCUGGCCAUCAGCCACGCGUACUUCUACUCGCAGCACAUAGACCGUUCCAUGGCGCGCCUCGCGCUCAUCGCCAUCUACCUGGCCAACAUCACGCUGUGUGUCAUGCCCAGUUUCGGGUUUGGAAGGCAUGUCCGUCACUACCCGGGGACUUGGUGUUUUCUGGACUGGAGGGCGACGGAUCCACUGGGUGCGUCUUACUCAUUUCUCUACGGCGGCGUAAUGUUGGUUUUAAUCGCCGUGACCGUUUUGUGCAAUUAUGCCGUGUGCAGGUCGCUGGUGGGGAUGAACCAGAGGUACACAAGGACAGUCAAGACGGAGGCGUCCAUGCGCAGCGGGGCGCGGCGCCGCUUCCCCCGCAUGCCAUCGGUCACCUCCGCCGCGGAGAUGCAGAUGCUCUGGCUUCUCAUCCUGAUGACGAUUGUAUUCCUCGUCUGUUCCAUCCCCUUUGUGGUGCGCAUCUUUGUGAACCAGCUGUACGGUCCUGCUUAUAUCUCCGCUGCAGGGAGUGAUCUGCUUGCGAUCCGCUUUGCCUCAUUCAACCCUAUUCUAGACCCAUGGGUGUACAUUCUAUGCCGGAAGAAUUUGUUGGUGAAGGGCUGUGAGAGGUUGAAGCGGACAGUGGGACAUGUCAAGGAGGACCGCGUCCACUCGGCGGGCUGGGUGGGACAAAACUCGCCCCAGUUGUUUGACCACAGCAACGACACCAGCUACGCGUCAUUACGCACGGCAUUACGCACGGCCAAGGUUCGGAAGCCCGCGGAGGACCAGGCGUCUGACGACAGAGGAACCUCCUUCACCGACUUCACCACCAGGCAGGCUUGGGACUACGACACCGCCCGGGCCGACUACCAUCCGUUCAGCGUGGAGCAUUCAGCCGUGACCUCCGUGGAGGGAGAGAUGGCGGCAGCAAUGGUUCCCAAACCCACCGUGUCUGCCCCUGACGAUCGCAUCGGUGGGGCGCUACAGGCCGUGUGCUCCGUGGAGUCCCUCCAUCAGUGCGCGCUCACGAGGAAAGUGGACAUUGUCACGUGCACCUUCGGCACACCCAGCUCCACUCUGUCGGUCAAAUGCAUUUAA
Gadus chalcogrammus (walleye pollock) is the source of this 1497-nucleotide messenger RNA. It is a transcript of the gene ptger4c, whose product is annotated as prostaglandin E receptor 4 (subtype EP4) c. Bases 1 to 1497 code for a protein of 498 amino acids. Gene Ontology annotation, cellular component: plasma membrane. Gene Ontology annotation, biological process: positive regulation of cytosolic calcium ion concentration; inflammatory response; negative regulation of inflammatory response. Gene Ontology annotation, molecular function: prostaglandin E receptor activity. The record is from RefSeq and is a predicted model, not a curated record. NCBI's taxonomy places the organism in Eukaryota, Metazoa, Chordata, Actinopteri, Gadiformes, Gadidae. The transcript has 2 exons.